Molecule: messenger RNA, 1139 nt
Organism: Annulohypoxylon maeteangense
Lineage: Eukaryota; Fungi; Ascomycota; Sordariomycetes; Xylariales; Hypoxylaceae
Product: Non-histone chromosomal protein 6
Exons: 5
Coding region: 349-645 (98 amino acids)
Source: RefSeq, a predicted model, not a curated record
AUUUAUAUGGCACUUCGCUGCAAACACAAAGUCACCAUCAACCACAUAUUUCUAUUGCGCUCGUCUUGGUCGCAUUAGUUGUAUCAAUUCGAACAUAGUUAAUUGCAAUCAUUUUUCGAUGUUUGCAUCGUCGUCAAGAGUCAUUUGAAGUUCAUAGUCGACCUUCUCUUGAGCUUAGACAAUUUCACCCAUCCACUUCUCCUUCGCCCAUCGUCAUCAAUUAAAAAAAAGAGCCCACCCUGCACUUUAAACUGAGCAGUUCAACUGACAGUGAUUGCGCGCAACAGCUUCGUUAACCACAACGUCGUUAUCCAAUUACUUCCAAACUUUUUCAAGCACCUAUCCAUAAUGCCUAAGGAAACCACCAAGCGCGGCAAGACCGGCAAGGUCGAGAAGCGCAAGGGAAAGAAGGACCCCAACGCACCCAAGCGUGGUCUUUCAGCCUACAUGUUCUUCGCCAACGAGCAACGAGAGAACGUCCGUGACGAGAACCCCGGUAUCUCGUUCGGUCAAGUUGGCAAGAUCUUGGGUGAGCGAUGGAAGGCUCUCAACGACAAGCAGCGUGCCCCGUACGAGGCCAAGGCUGCUGCCGACAAGAAGCGAUACGAGGACGAGAAGCAAGCCUACCAGGCCGAAUCCGAUUAGGCUGCUGGCGAAGAAGAGAGUGAAUAGAAGCAACUCAUCUCAGAUCUUCCUAUUGAUCGUAGUCGUUAUGAGGGUUCACGAUGAGAUGACGAAAUGGUCAUCGGCCCCAGGAAGCCUUGACCGUAGGGGAUUCACAAGUUUCCUUUCGAGUCUAAUGCGUAUGGUAUCGGUCGGUGUUGAAGCACAGGGAAAGGGACAUUGUGCUUUGGAUUUCUCAACAUUGUUUUUUCACUGACGGCUGGACCAGGGUUCGGGGAUUACUCUGGUCUGGUGGAGUUGUCGCUUGCAAGGGCUAUUGAAGCUAUGAAGCGCCAAGUACGAAAGCAUUAAAUCAGCGCUUCUCGACAACACAAUGUACAAUAGUUUGCUCUUGCAAUUUACGCAGCACGUUGUCUGCAUUCGUACUAUGUUGUUGUAUUCUGGUUUCAUUACCAACUGGGACUUGAAGUGAAUCGAUAAUUGCGUUUAGAACUAAGGUACGGAUAUAAUUCCAC